GAUUCGCUCCCUGGAUCCCGUCCGUUUCGCUCUCAUCUCCUUCCGUCUCCCGUCUCUCUCUCUCUCUCUCUCUCUCUCUCUCUACAUCCAUUCGCAUUUGUCUUCCCCUCUCUCUCUCUCUCUCUGAAUUUUGGGUUUUGGAUUCUCUAGCUUUCUGGGAAAAUUUAUCUUUCCCCAUGAAACACAAUGAAUCCACAAAAUACCCAAUCUACCCCGCCUCCAAUUCUCCAUUAAUCCCUUCUUCCAACAAUUUCAAUUCCCGAUCAAUCUAGAAUCUCCUCUUCGAUUCGACUCAGCGAUGACACGGGAUGCUUCGCUUCUAUCGCCACCGCUAACUCGGCCUCCGCCUCGCGAGAGGCGCGGGGUCGGCGAGGUGGCCGGCGGCGCCGCAGCGGAGUGCGCGGCGGUGUGCUGCUGCUGCCCGUUCAGCGUGAUGAAUUUGCUGAUAUUGACGGUGUACAAAGUCCCGAAAGGGAUUUGCAGGAGGGCCUUGGCCCACAGGAAGAACAAGCGGCGGUGCUUGGCCGCCCAGAAGAAGGCGCUGUUGCAGCCCAGGCCCAAUGGGCUCGCCGGCGGCGGGCUCUAUAGCGACGACGAAUUCUUUAGGAGAGCGAGCAGCUACAGCGAUGGCGACGUCGAUGACCGAAAGGGUAGCGAGGAUGAAACGGAGGGCGCUGAUUUGUUGGAGAAGGAGAUGUGGGACCGAUUCGACGGUGCCGGCUUUUGGAGGAGCGCUUCUCGGAGAGAUUUGUGAUGAUCAAUGUCGUCGUUUUUGGACUCGCAUGUCGUUUCAUUUGAAUUCGAAUUUGGGUGAGGACGGUUGGGCAAAUUGGUCAUUCAAUGAAUUGUAAAUGUGAAAAUUUUGAGAUUAAUGAAGAAUUUUAAACAAAAAUGAAUAUAAAUUCGGGCA
Messenger RNA from Malus domestica (apple), 910 nucleotides. RefSeq lists its product as uncharacterized. Lineage: Eukaryota; Viridiplantae; Streptophyta; Magnoliopsida; Rosales; Rosaceae. The record is from RefSeq and is a predicted model, not a curated record.